This is a messenger RNA of Tyto alba (common barn owl), 3567 nucleotides long. RefSeq names its product phenazine biosynthesis like protein domain containing (gene PBLD). Lineage: Eukaryota; Metazoa; Chordata; Aves; Strigiformes; Tytonidae. Bases 494 to 1360 code for a protein of 288 amino acids. Gene Ontology annotation, molecular function: isomerase activity. Gene Ontology annotation, biological process: biosynthetic process. The record is from RefSeq and is a predicted model, not a curated record. Gene Ontology annotation, cellular component: cytoplasm. The transcript has 9 exons.
GGCGCGGCGUUUCCCGCCUAGUCUUCUCCCAACCCCGGGCUGAGGGGGGCGCGCGCGCGCGGGGGAGCGCCGGUUUGGCGCUAAGCGGGUGGGGAGCUCGCGCCCGGGAAGCCGCCUCGCGCCCGGCUCCGUCCCUCCCUCGGGGCUCCCUCCGUCCCCGCCUCAGGGCGCUCGGCUCCCUCAGCCUGCGCUGGGCUGGGCUGGGGAGGGAGGAUGGUGAACGUCGCAGGGGCCCUUAGGGCGUUCUGGAGCUGGUAGCGAGCGGCGCAAGAAGGAGGUUAAAAAUAUUUUUUUUUUAAAUCGGUGCUGAGCGCUGAGUUGGAAGAAGGCUUGAGUCCUUGUGGGGUGCUCGGAAGUGACGGGAUGAGGGGGCCGCUGGCUCCUCCUGCAGUCAGGGAAACAUUAACUUGGAGCGCUGCUGUCAUUUGGGGGCCAAAGAGGUUAGAAAGUACCUUGCAGAAAACAGCUUACGACUAAAUAGGCGCAAACGACAAUGCAAAUUCCAGUUUUUACGGUUGAUGCAUUUACAAACCGGCCGUUUUCUGGGAAUCCUGCGGCAGUUUGUCUGCUUGAAAAUGGCUUGGAUGAAGAUUUGCACCAAAAAAUCGCAACAGAAAUGAACCUUUCAGAAACUGCUUUCAUCAGAAAACUGCACCCUGGAGAUGACUUUAGCACAGGUUCCUCCUUUGGACUCAGAUGGUUCACCCCAACCAAUGAAGUUCCUCUCUGUGGUCAUGCUACGCUUGCAGCAGCUGCUGUGUUGUUUCACAUCCAAAAAAACACAAAUUCAGUUCUCACAUUUGUGACUCUGAGUGGGGAAUUAAAAGCCAGACAAGUGGAAGAUCAUAUUGUCCUCGAUUUACCACUUUACUUAACCUACCCACAGGUACUUCGGGAAGUAGAAGAGUUAAUAAAGGUAGCCAUUGGUGACAUGGUUGUUCAAGAUCUUCGUUAUUCUCCUGACACAAAGAAACUCUUAGUCCGCCUCAGUGAUGCUUAUGAAAGGUCUGUGCUGGAGGAACUGCAAGUGAGCGCACAACGCUUUUUGUCAGCUGAAAGGACAGGAAAGGUGAAAGAACUCAUACUGACUCUUAAGGGAAAUUCCAGUGGAAAACAUAAAGGCCAUGAUUUUUACUCCAGAUAUUUUGCACCUUGGUACGGAGUUCUGGAAGACCCUGUCACAGGAUCUGCCCAUGCUGUUUUAAGCAGCUACUGGUCAGAGCAGCUGGGGAAGAAAGAAAUGCUUGCUUUUCAAUGUUCCCGCCGUGGAGGAGAGUUGAGGAUUUCACUGCGUAAUGAUGGAAGAGUUGACAUUGCGGGGAAAAUUGCUAUUGUAUUAAGAGGAAACCUGACUUUUUGAAGAAAUUGACGCUAAUCUCCCACACCUUCAAACUGUUCAUAUUAAGCUGAUUAUAUCUUCGCUCUAGGCAGUGAAUCACCAUGGUCCUCAAAAGUCUUUGAUUACUUACUGUCCGUUUUUAAAAAUUGCUCGACAAUGCUCACUUCUAAUCUUGAAGAUCCUUGGUAUUGUUAUCUUCACUUUCAUCUUGCCACUUCACAUGAACACUGACCUCAGAAAACAUCCAAGGACAGCUGUCUUGUUUUUCUGCUGUUAAAUGAUUCUGUUCUUUAUUUCCAAAUUUGGUGUUAAAAGCAAUUCCUGCUUCCCAGAUUGAAUUGUAAACUUUUACGAUUGAUAAAAUAAUCAACCUUUUUUCAUAUUCAGUAAUUUUCCAUGAAAUAUGACUAACAGUCCUUUUUUUUUUUUUUAAAUAUCUUUUCUCUGACAUAUAUUGAAAUGAUGCUGAUAAGUUAAUUAAUUAACUUGAAUUAAAAUAUGAAAAAAUAUAAAGAGUUUAGAAAUGAGCUUUAUGGUUCUCUUUUAUGAACAUUAUUUUUCUAAGAUGAAUGAUAUUGCAGUGGCCCGUAGUACUGCUGCUUAGCUAAUAUUUUUAAUUAAAGUUUUAGCAGAGGGAUUUAAGAGAUUGACAUAAGGACAUAAAAAUGAUUAAAAUCUGAAAGAAAACUUUAUAGGUUACAGCAAUGUUAUGUACUUUUCAAAGACUGAAGAUUUGCUCAUAAAGUUUCUUCUGUAGUUUUCUUCAUGAAGUGUACUGAUUCAGAUUUUGUCACUUUCUCUUUUAGUGUUCUUGUCAUUCUCUUGAUUUAUUAGGAAUAUUGAACUGUGUCAGUUACUCUAGCUAAAACUCUGGUUUCCCUUUCAAAUGAGUUGUUUCCUAAGCUUUGCUUUAGUUCUUUGCAGCAUUUCAGGAUGAAUUAUUUUAAACUCAGAUACAUUUUCAUCCUGUGGGAACAGCUGGAUGUCAGCCCCUCAUAAAUUAUGAGGAACUUAGUUGUGCCAAGUUUCCCUGUUUCCACUUACUUUGAAUUCUACCAUAACUUGUAACUUACAUCUUACUUAAGUCCGGGUAGCUGGAGGCAGGUAACAGUGUGAGAAUCCUAGAAUUCAUUUGAAAGUUUCUAGCUCCUGCAGCUACACAGAACAUAUGGAAAAUAUGAUUUAAAUGCACUGCUAGCUGGCAAGCAAAAGGAAUUUUCAGAUGGAAAUGCAUGUUGUUUUUCCCUGUUCAGUCUUGAAGUUCAUGGACCUGAAAUGUGGUUUAUAAACAUGAACUCAUCAUCAGAGGCAAGACAUGGCUAUGGAGCCAGCUUAACGGCAAUGUUGCGAUGGCAUAUUUAGUAGCUGCCUUGACCUUGCCUUCUCACAAAGCAAAUUGAUCACUUUCUGACUGGUGACCUGAACCUUCUUGAGGAGCAGUACUGCAGGCUUGUUUUGCUGCAUUUGCUACUUCCUACUGGCUUAUGUAAAGAGUGAAUCUGGCCCAUAAUCCCGAGAUUCUUUGGAAAAAAAAAAAUCAAACCUUCCUUAAGAAUAUAAAUGAACUAAAGAAGCAAUUAUUCACCCAUCCACAUUUAACAAAUAGACAGUACAAUUAUUUUUUUACUCAGGGGGACUAAUGAACAAAGCCCAGUAAAUUUUAAAUAUACUUGCUAUCUAAAUUUCCUGACCAAACCAGUAUCUCUACUGCUUAAUGAAUUUUUUUUUAGUAGUUUAUUGCUACUUUGUCCCUAUUUCUGCUCAGGAUAGAAAAAUCACCAGAGCUCAGGUGGGAAACUAUGCAGUAAUGUGUUUGUAAUCAACAGAUUAGUUAAUCAGCCAUGAUUUAUUAAUGAUGAAUUAAUUAUACCUGAUUGUGCAGUUCUGCUGCCUAAAUGGAGCUUUAAAGGGGUUAUUUUAUUAAUCAUCAUUGUGCUAAUUGCAGACACUUACAGAAGGAUUGCUAAUUAAACAUGCAACCAUAUGCAAAACAAGCAAGGCUGCUGAGAGUGGCAAGAAAAAGAGCACUCAUUUUCUGAGUAGCAACUUUAUUCUCGUGAAAUAUUGUGUAGUUGACCUGCUGAUCCUAAUUACUCACUAAGAUUUAUUUUAAUACAUUGCACAUUUUUGGUCAACAGUAAAGGAAAAUAAUUGUUGUGACAAAUUUUGUCCAUCUUUCCUACUGCAAAAAAUAGGUUGGGUAAACUUCAAAUAAAAUUUAGAAUUUG